This is a messenger RNA of Xyrauchen texanus (razorback sucker), 2928 nucleotides long. RefSeq names its product sodium/potassium/calcium exchanger 1-like. NCBI's taxonomy places the organism in Eukaryota, Metazoa, Chordata, Actinopteri, Cypriniformes, Catostomidae. Gene Ontology annotation, biological process: intracellular calcium ion homeostasis; long-term synaptic depression; long-term synaptic potentiation. The transcript has 8 exons. Gene Ontology annotation, cellular component: membrane. The record is from RefSeq and is a predicted model, not a curated record. The coding region runs from base 291 to 2198 and encodes 635 amino acids. Gene Ontology annotation, molecular function: calcium channel activity; calcium, potassium:sodium antiporter activity.
CUACUUUUCAUUCGGUGCUACACAAACUAUCUACAUCUAUUUACAUCUCUGCAGCAUUCAAUGGCAAUAAUCCGUUUGUGCGACUACUACGAAGAUGUACAUUCACAUCAGUAGGAUCAGAUCACCUGUCUGUCUUCAGGAUAAUAUGACUGCAUGUAUAAUUUCACCAUCCACUCAACAAAUGAUUGGACUUGGGCUGAUAGGUUCAAUUUGUUUCUGAUUAUUCAUACUUGUGUUUCUACAGAUUUUGAUAUCAACAUUUAAACUGUGUACUGGACUAUAUUCCAGCAAUGAAUCAGUCCCAAAUAAAACGCAUGAAGUUCUAUCAAAUCCUCUGUUUUAUCUUGGUAAUACUGGUUUGUUGGAUCUACUGGGCUAUAGGCCGGGACGGGGAGCUCUCGAAGAGCAAAGUUCAAGCCGAGGAGGCUGGUGUAAUGAAAACAAAUCAACAUUAUCCCCCCAUGCAGAAGCUAAAGUCGUCGCACGAAGCAAGGACAGACUUGGCCAUGAGUUCUGCUAUCAAAAAACGUGAUUAUUCACGGUGUAUUUAUUUAGAGCCAUUACACAAACCUACUGCCAACACUUCCCAACACACGACAAUCCUUACUACAGUCACUCCAAAAAUGGACAAUAGUCCACCGCCUCCUGGCGGUGCCCCUCACAGGAAAGGAUACUAUCCCGAGGACCUCUUUACAUUGGAACAACGAAGGCACGGUUGGAUUCUUCUUCAUAUUUCUGGCAUUAUUUACAUGUUUUUUGCCUUAGCCAUAGUAUGUGAGGAAUUCUUUGUACCGGCUCUUGGAAUCAUUACGGAAAAGCUCCACAUCCCUGAAGAACUCGCAGGAGCCAACUUUCUAAUCUCAGGGGGUUUUGCUCCAGAGUUCUUCACCUUGCUAAUUGGGGUCUUUCUCCCCCACAGUAAUGUGGGUUUUGGUGCCAUCGUGGGGUCGGGAUUUUUCAACAUUCUCGUUGUUAUUGGCACAUGUGCUUUGUUCUCAGAGGAGAUACUCAGUCUGAACUGGUGGCCACUACUUAGGGAUGUCACCUUCUACACAUUUGACCUGCUAAUGCUCAUCGUGUUUUUCAUGGAUGAUAUCAUCACAUGGUGGGAAAGUGUACUACUGCUGCUGGGAUGUUUGGCUUUCAUGGUCGUCAUGAAGUAUGAUGAACUUCUGAAAGGAACUGUUCAAUUGUACCUUCAAAAACAUGACAACAUUGCUAAAGUUCUCAACACUGAUGAGCCUGAAGAGUUAAGGCCUGAUGUGUUCAGAGGAGGCGGAUCAGAUUCUCUGCGUAGCUGCACGUCACGAAACACCAUCUAUCAGCUUAUAAUUCACGCCACCAACCCCUUCAGAGGAGUAGGUUUGGACGAGAGGAAAGCAGCAGCAGUUAAAACCGUGCAGGUGUCAAACCCAGCAGAACCCUCCAAAAGCACAGAUGAAGAGCAACAGACCUCAGAUUCUGAGACGUCUGGGAGCUUUGAAAGCGAUGAUGAAGAUGAUGAUGAUGAUGAUGAUGAUGUCAGCAGCAGCAGUCAGGGAGAUGACAGUGAUGCCACUGAUGAUGAGGAUGAAGACAGUGAGAACAGUAAUGAGGAAGAUGAUAUAAAUCAGCCGCUGUCUCUUAAAUGGCCGGAACGGGAACAGAUUCAUGUUCCAUACAUUCUGUUGUUGCCCAUCACCAUCCCGCUGUGCUCUACUCUCCCUGACGUCCGCAAACAGGCCUCAAAAAAAUAUUUUGUGGGAACAUUUUGUGGUUCCAUCCUAUGGAUCGGGGUGUUCUCAUAUGUCAUGGUGUGGUUGGCUCAUCGGGUGAGUGAAACAGUUGAUGUAUCUGAGGAGGCGAUGGGUCUGACCAUCCUGUCAGCAGGCAUCUCUCUACCUAACGCCAUCACCAGUGUUAUAGUGGCACGGAGGGGUUUGGGUGGCACGGCCGUGUCCAGAUCUGUGGGCACCAAUGUGUUUGACAUUACUGUCGGGUUGUCAGUGCCGUGUCUGCUGUAUUCAAUGUUCACUGGUGGUCGUGCCGUGUCAGUCAGCAGUACUGGCCUCUUCUGUGUCACUGCAGUGCUCUUCCUCAUACUGCUGACUGGAGUUGCCUCCAUUGCUGCUUUCAAGUGGAAAAUUAACAAAACGUUUGGUCUUAUUAUGCUCAUGAUGUACCUCCUCUUCCUAUUUAUCAGUGUGCUUCUAGUGUAAAUCAGUUUUAUAUGAGCUCAUUAAAGGGAUAGUUCACCUAAAAAUGAAAAUUCUCUCAUCAUGCCAUCCCAGAUGUGUGACUUUCUUUCUUCUGCAGAACACAAAUUAAGAUUUUUAGAAGAAUAUUUCAGCUCUGUUGGUCCUUACAAUGCAAGUGAAUGGUGAUCAUACCUUUUGAAGCUCCAAAAGUCACACAUUGAAUUAAUCCACAGGACUCCAGUGGUUUAAUCCAUGUCUUCUGAAGCGAUAUGAGAGGUGUGGGUGAGAAACAGAUCAAUAUUUAAGUCCUUUUUACUCUAAAUCACCACCUUUGACCAGCCCGGCCAGUAGGUGGCGAUAUGCAUGAAGAAUGUGAAUCGCCAAAAAAAAAAAAAAAGAAGAAGAAUGUGAAAGUAAAAGUGGACAUUUAUAGUAAAAAGGACUGGGAUGGCAUGAGGGUGAGUAGACGAUGAGCGAGUUUUCAUAUUUGGAUGAACUAUCCCUUUAAUUUUUCUAUUUUCAAUCUACGCCUGAAAAGAAAAGCCGAAGGGGGGGGGGGACUACAGAAAUCUAUGCAGUUUCUGUUGUCUGAUUAACAAUAAAAGCCCAUGAAAACCAAUUUUUAACAACCGGUGUUUCCAGGAUACCCUUAAUCUUCAGUAACACUGACGUUUUCUGCAAAAACUUUCCAUCUACAUGUGUUUUGACGUCUAUAUUUUCCCUUUUUUUUUUAUCUUUGUAUGUUUUUAUU